Molecule: messenger RNA, 1409 nt
Organism: Salpingoeca rosetta
Lineage: Eukaryota; Choanoflagellata; Craspedida; Salpingoecidae
Exons: 11
Coding region: 90-1310 (406 amino acids)
Biological process (GO): RNA (guanine-N7)-methylation
Cellular component (GO): nucleus; tRNA methyltransferase complex; cytosol
Molecular function (GO): protein binding; tRNA (guanine(46)-N7)-methyltransferase activity
Source: RefSeq, a predicted model, not a curated record
AAUUUUCGUAAAUUCAAGGCACGGAAAGGCAGCAAGCGCACACACAACGCUUCUUCUUGUGUUUUGCCUGGCUGGCCAACCAAACAGCCAUGUGUUCUGUCAUGCAGUGUGGGGGACUGUUGUUCCUGACAACCCCAAGCAAAGUGAUUGUCGUCCCAGAUGAUGCUGUUGGUGCCCAGCUGAACGCGGCUUUGGAGGGUACCGAGGGUGCAAAGGGCACACGCGCUGCUGCGAUGGGGCAGCUUGCCAUUGACGAUGUGCCCACGGCCGCCACUGUCAAGUCGAAGCCAGCCACUGGCUCAGUGCUCCUUGCAGUGACAACCGCAAAGAAGACGUUGUACAUUUGUGAAGUGCAGCAGUUUGGAGCCACCAUCAAGAUCACCACAACGCAACAAACGCGUGUGGAGAAACGGUCAACCAAGCUCGUCUUCUCUUCCCUGGAUACCCUGUUGUCAGCCGACAAGUUUGGCGACGUGCACAAGUUCUCCUUUGCAACAAGUAGUGAGGACGCGGAAGACGAAGGUGCCGAUGCGUCCAAGACAUCCGAUCCCAUCUGCGGCCACGUCUCCAUGCUCCUCGACCUGGAUGUGCAAGCGGAUCAGCUGCGGACGGCAGACCGCGAUGGAAAGAUCAGAAUCUCGCGUCUCCCCGACGCCUUCUGCAUCGACGCGUUUUGUCUCGGCCACACAGAGUUUGUGUCUGCCAUCACAGGAACUGCGGACUGUGUUGUGUCGGGCUCUGGAGACGGCACAAUUCGCGUGUGGAACGCAGCAGACGGCUCGCAGCUUGCAUCACACAACAUCUGUGAAGUGCUGUCGCUGGCGAAGGCGGACCGCGAAUCCGUUGUUCCGACAUCGCUCUUCCUCGUCGCGCGCCAAGUCCUCAUCUUCAUUCUCAACAAGUCGCCUGUCGUGCACGUGUGGACGAUGACCGCGGACCUGACAGCAGUGACGGCCACGGCAAAUCUCGCUGUUGGUGGACACAUCUCGUCGUGCUGGUGCGAUGCCGCAACCCCGUCCGCCGCAUCAGCCGCACACCUUUGGUGUGUGGUUGAGCGCGAUGGUGGGCGGCAGGCGCUGGUGAUGGUGGAGGUGACAAACGACACUGCGGCACAACCGCGUGUUGUCACAGAUGAGCUGAUGCCGGCAUCGCUGGAGCUUGCACAACCGGUCCUCGACUUGACGGAACUCUUCCAUGAUAACGCCUCCACCUCAGACCUCUACUUUGCACGGAAGGAGAAGAGGUUGGAAGCAAAGCGUACCAAGCAGCCAGCCCCAUCCACAGCCGCAAAGAAGAGCAAGAAGCGUUGACACAUCAGUGGUGCAUGUGUGGUGGUGUUUGCAUUUGGACUGCUUGUGGACUGGUUGGUCGAAUUGUAGUGGAAAAUAUUGAAGAAUUUCAGUAAGGAC